This is a messenger RNA of Panicum virgatum (switchgrass), 4427 nucleotides long. Its product is annotated as putative disease resistance protein RGA1. The record is from RefSeq and is a predicted model, not a curated record. The transcript has 3 exons. NCBI's taxonomy places the organism in Eukaryota, Viridiplantae, Streptophyta, Magnoliopsida, Poales, Poaceae. Gene Ontology annotation, biological process: defense response to fungus. The coding region runs from base 8 to 3814 and encodes 1268 amino acids. Gene Ontology annotation, molecular function: ADP binding.
AAGAAAAAUGAUUGGUGUGGAAGCUGCUGCCGUAUCUGCUGUAGCAUCUGGAGUAUUGAAGAUUGUAGGCAACAAGUUAGCUCCGCUGGUAAUAGAAAGGUACAGCUCUGUAGUGGGUGUCACAAAAGAUGUCGAGGAGCUUCGGAUUCUAGUUGAGGAGAUAAACUCUUGGCUGGAAAGGGCACAAGGUCAAGCUAUGUGGGAUGAUGCAUCACUUAAUUGGCUCAAACAGUUGAAAGAUGUUGCUUAUGCUGUUGAUGAUGUUAUCGAUGAGUUCCAACUGAAGGCUGAGAAACAUGAUGCAGGUGGUGAAAAUGGUAGCGGUACUGUGUCCAAAUAUAUGUGCACAAAACUGAAAUCAUUGAAUUUUCAAUGCAACAUGGCGAACAAGAUCAAGUCAAUUAAGAGGAGUUUUGCUGCAAUUGUGAAGCAAAGAACUGACUUCAGUGCAAUAGCUAAUAGCUUACCACAAGUUGGUCAUCCUGUUAUUGAUAUGAAUGAGACUGCCGCCAACAUGCCAUUCUUGCCCAAUGUGGAUGUGGCAUCGGUACUAGGAAGAGACCAAGAAAAGCACCAAAUUAUAUCUAAACUCACAGAGACUAAUGAGCAACAAAGAAUCAAGAUUGUUUCCAUCAUUGGACUUGGUGGCUCUGGGAAAACUACACUGGCUAAAUUAGUUUUCAAUGAUGGUAACAUUAUAGAGAAGCAUUAUGAAGUUCGACUAUGGGUCCAUGUAUCACAAGAGUUUGAUAUCAAAAAACUCAUCAAGAGACUGUUUGAAGCUAUAGCUGAUAAAGAUCCUGGACAGCAUGCCUUGCCGUAUAUGAGCAACAAAAUCUCAGACAAGUUGACUGGAAAGAGGUUUCUUGUUGUGUUGGAUGACGUUUGGACAGAGUGCCGGAUUCAAUGGGAAAAUCUCAUGGUGUAUCUGCAUAGUGGUGCACAUGGAAGUGGGAUUUUACUAACCACUCGCAGUAGAGAAGUUGCUGAAACAGUUGAAUCCACAGACCAACUUGACAUGCCAUUCUUAUCUCCGAGUGACAGCUGGCAACUGUUCCAACAAAGCUUAGUAAUGCCUAGGGAAGGUUUGGAGUUUGAAUUUGAACAGGUUGGAAAAGAGAUCGCGAAAAUAUGUGGUGGGGUGCCACUAGCAAUUAAGGUUCUUGCAGGUGCCCUACGUGGGAAGGAACGGAUAGAAGAGUGGCAUGCCAUGAGAGACAGCAACUUGUUAGAUAUUGGAGGUGAAGAACAUGGUGUAUCGGUAUCUGCAUGCUUGAGGUUGAGCUAUUUCCAUUUGUCAACUCAUCUGAAGCAGUGCUUCACAAUUUGUUCAGUGUUUCCCAAAGGUCACAAGUUUGACAAAGACCAACUGAUUGACCUAUGGAUUGCUCAUGACAUGAUCAAACCCGAUGCUGGCGUUAAUUACUUGGAUUAUAUUGGCCACAGGUACUUUACUUCUCUUGUGCAAAUGUCUUUUUUACAAGAUGUGGAAGAAGAAGAUGGGAGAGUGACAUGUAGGAUGCAUGAUUUGGUUCAUGACCUUGCCCGGUCCAUCUUGGGUGAUGAAAUUUCACUUGUCAUACCAGAGGAAACUAGUUCCAAAAAGUGCUAUAGAUACUUUUCUUUGAUUGGACAGCCAGAAAAUCUUAGUUCCACAGAGAGGUAUAGAUACUAUCCAUUCAUUGAACAACCAGAAGAGAUUGUGUCGCGGGCGAAAAAUCUUGCACAUGAAAAUCUUCUUCAGAAAGUACGCUCUAUAUAUAUUAAUAAGGGGGACGAUGUAGUAUUUGGCAAGGCAAUGAAGAAUGCAAGACACUUGCGCAGUGUCACCGUGGAAUCCAUCUUUAAAACAACAGUACUCACCCAUAUAUUGCAGGUAAGAAAUCUGAAAUAUCUUCAUAUUUCAAGACUGUACUGUGCAGAACUCCCUGAAGUUAUUUCAGAUAUUUGGAGCCUACAAGUUCUGCACAUAACAUCUAAUUACCUUGUGAAGUUGCCUAAAUACAUUGGUAAGCUACAGAAGUUAAGAAUGCUGAACCUAUGGCGGUGUACGCAACUAAAAUGUUUGCCGGAUUCUAUUGGUGACUGUCAAAUGAUUUCAAGCAUCGAUCUUUGCAAUUGCUCAGAGUUUACGUUGCUGCCAAACUCUAUCGGCAGAAACAAAAAACUAAGAGUAUUGAGACUAGGUAAAACCAAAAUUGAGAGGCUACCAUCCACUGUCACAACACUCAGAAAUCUGGAGUAUUUGGACCUUCACAAUUGUAGUGAGGUGGUAGAGUUGCCUGAAGGCAUCGGGAACUUGGAUAAUCUUCAAGUGUUGAAUAUAUCAGCUUGCGAAAAAUUGGGUCCCAUGCCUAUAGGCAUUGGACACCUCAGUCGACUGCAAAAGUUGAGCUUAUUUGUUGUAGGACAAGAUGAAAAAUCUGCACCGCUUUCUGAGCUUGAAAAGGUAGGUAGGAAUAGUGACCAUCUAACUAUCAGAGGUAUUGCACGUGUGAUGGACCCGGAUGAUGCGCACAUGGCAUGCUUGAAAGAAAAGAAAAACUUACAUUUCCUGAAGCUAGAUUGGGGAAGAUAUGACGAAGGCCAUGUAAACGUAAACCCUGAAAUUGAGGAGGCUGUACUUGAUGGUUUGCAACCUCCAUCAGGGUUGAAAGAGCUAAAAAUUGAUGGGUAUUCAGGUAGGCGAUAUGCGCGGUGGAUGCUGAAUCAAGUUGGUGGUGGAGUACAAGGGCUUCCAUACUUCCCAUUUCUGAGGGUGAUGAAGCUAUAUAAUUUCCCAAACUUGAAACAUCUACAUGGACUUGUGGAGAUGACGGGUUUGGAGGAGCUUGAGCUGCAAGAGAUGCCAUCCCUUCAGAGCAUAACCGGAGGGCCAUUUCCUUCCCUGGUGAAGUUAGUAUUGAAUAAACUGGCUAGUCUGGGAGAGGUGUGGAUGGUAGCAGAAAGGACCGUGCCUACAGGAGAAGAGGGAGAAGGCUGCAGCAAUUGCUCUACUCACUUGGGACAAGUUCGAGUUGGUACUUGCAUCUCGCAUUUGGAUAUACAUGAUUGUCCAAACUUAAAGGUCAAACCGUACCUGCCUUUGUCGCUGCAGCGCUUGUGGCUGUUACGGAGAAGCGAGCAGUUGCUGGAGUCACCAGACCAAUGCCAGGGGUCCUCUUCGUCCUCACCCUUCAGCUUUAGCCACCUGAAGAAACUCGAGCUAUGGGGGAUGACAGGUUUAGGACCUGGACGUGGGUGGAAGCUGCUGCAACACAUGACGGCGGUCGAGUCAUUGGAGAUUUGCCACUCUGGCGCGCUGGCCGAGCUGCCGGAGAGCCUGCGGAGCCUCGCGUCCAUCGAGUCUCUGCUUCUGUGCUCAUGCUCUGCCAUCCGCAUGCUGCCCGAGUGGUUAGGGGAGCUCCGGUCUCUGCAAAAGUUGACCAUCGAGAGCUGCGAUCGACUGAGCACCCUUCCUGAAUCAAUGGGUCGCCUCGCGUCCCUCCGAGUGCUCAAGAUAGGAUGGUGCGAUGAGCUUCAGGAAUUGCCCGAAUGCCUGGGAGAGCUCUGCUCUCUAAGCAAGCUCGACAUUAGUAAGCUGCCAAGGCUCACCUGCCUUCCAGAAUCCCUGUGCGACCUGACCUCCCUUGAAGAGCUGAAGAUCUGGAGCUGCAAGGGCAUCAGAUCCUUGCCGCAGGGGAUAAAAGGCCUCGCGUCUCUGCAGAGAUUGUGGAUCUCUGACUGCAGAGAUCUGGAGCGCCGGUGCAGGAGAGAAUAUGGUGGGGAGGACUGGCACCUCAUCUCCCACAUCCCUCAUCUUGACAUUUGGUAAUGGUAAGCGACUGCACCCUAGCGAUUCCAUCAGGUCCAUGCAUGCGUGCGUGUGUGCAUAUGUGUACAGUCGUAGUAGUAGUAGUACUUGCACUAUGGUAAUCCAAAAUUCCAAAUGGACUGUCUAUUAAGGCCGCAUGUCAACAGCACCAAAUGGAUGCCUGCAAACAAAGCACCCACAUAGGUAGAUCGGGCGCAGUUAUGUUGAUUCAUUUUGCCAUGGAGGUGAACUGCAGGAUGCCAUGGCUUACAUGCUCAUUGCGCUUUUGUGUAGUAGUACAUGCCUUGGUCAGAUCAUCUUCGUCCAUCUUCGUUCAAACACAUCAGCCCGACAAAAGUAGCGGGCGGCCUACCGUGCAUGUAGAUGCAGCCCCUGCCUCUCUGGCAUCCUCCCCCCUCCCUCCUUCCCCUUGCGUGCUUUUUAUUGAAUGAUGAUUGUUCAUAAAAAUAUUUUAUCUUCUUCAUAUUAUCUUCGUUUUAAGAACUGAUUACACAAUUAUAUUCUACGUGACGAGAUGAACAAAACUAGAUCCCACUUGCAUAUAUUUUGAUGAUGUUUAUGAACUAUUAGUAACUUAUGUAAUGAUUUGCUCUCUUUCUAUAGCAAUUUAUGU